AUGGGUUUUACCAGGACACUUAGCUUUCUUGUGUUUCUACUGUGCGUUCUCAUCUCUCUGAAGAACCAAAAUGUCGAAACCGAUAAGGGUUCACAAGCCGGGUUUUUGCUGCUCCAUCACAAUCUUGGCCGUUGUUCUUGUCAACCAAGUUGGAGAAGAAGAUCGAAGAAGCUGAUGAUCCCAGAUCUCGGAGAUACGAUCACUAGAAUGAAUCGUGCCCACAAGCAGAGCAAACCAUCAGAUCAACGUUCUGAACUCCUUGUCCUUGUGGAUUGGAAUUUCGGUUUUGGUUGUGAUCCUUCAGUUUUAUUGGAUGCCACUGAUGGAAUUGACAGUGAGAACGAGUCUCCUCCGAAGGAAUCCUUAAAGGGUUUUGUCGAUCUGAUUGAUGUCAUCAAGUCGGAGCUUGAAGAAGCACACCCCGGUGUAGUUUCUUGUGCUCAUGUUGUUGUUUUUGCUGCUAGAGAAAGUGUUCUUCUGCUCUAUAACUUUGUCGGGACUGAUGAGCCUGACCCACCUAAGGAUACUGAGUUCCUGAACCUCGUGAGAUCAAGAUGCAACAACCAUGUCUCAUUAUCACCAUUAUCAUCGUCGUCAACAACACCAUCACCAGCUAUCGAUAGUUGA
Molecule: messenger RNA, 627 nt
Organism: Ilex paraguariensis (yerba mate)
Lineage: Eukaryota; Viridiplantae; Streptophyta; Magnoliopsida; Aquifoliales; Aquifoliaceae
Source: the annotation of a GenBank genome assembly